UCCACCUUCCACUCUCAAGCAAACGUUUUGAAUAUCCUCUCUUCUUCAAUUCAAACCCACAAUUUCGAAAACCUUUGCGUGGUCUUUUUUGAGCUCUGAUUUUUUUCUUAUUUUUUUCAAAUUUUUGGUUAUGGAAACAAGCAGUGAAGUAUCAAGUGUGCUUCAAUAUAUCAAACAACAUUUACUUGAUGAAUUUUCUCCCGUGGGAUUGGGGAGUUUUUCCAGCGAAAAUCAAUGGAUAACUGAGCCAAAACCUGAAGUUUCGACCUCUCAAACUUCGAGCUCUGAUUCCUCUCUUACAGUAUCCAAUUUUAAUUGCUUUGACGAUGAUGAUUUCUUUAAAUUCCCUCACAAAUUCCCUGGGUUCGAGUCAAAUGGAAGUGGCGUUUUCGAAUUUGAGUCGAAACCUCAAAUUAUCAAUCUCACGACACCCAAGCCCCUCUCUUCAAACGCCUUUGCUUUCAAAUUUGAAGUCAAACCUCAAAUCGUUGAACUUUCAGCGACAAAACCUCCAAUUUAUUCGAACUCGAGCUGUCAGAAUCGAAAACCGUCGCUAAAAAUCUCGUUACCACAUAAGGUGGAGUGGAUACAAUUUGGAAAACAGGAUUUAACUCAUACAAAGCCGAAGAAUUCAAAUUCCGAAGACAAUAAGCAUUAUAGAGGAGUCAGACGAAGGCCGUGGGGGAAAUUCGCUGCGGAGAUCCGAGAUCCGAACCGAAGAGGUUCCCGGAUCUGGUUAGGAACCUUUGACACGGCCAUCGAAGCAGCAAAGGCCUACGACCGAGCCGCUUUUAACCUACGGGGCUCGAAAGCGAUUCUUAAUUUCCCUCUUGAAGCUGGGAGGUUGGAUGCAAGCGCCGUUGACGGAGAGAAGAAACGGAGCAGGGAUGAUGGCGAAGGCGUAGAAAGACAAGUAAAGUCGGUGAAGAGAGAAACCGAUGACCUGCCGAAAGCGAGAGAUAACGGUGAUAUGCCUUUGACGCCGUCAAUUUGGACAGCAUUUUUGGAUUGGGACAAAGACACGAAGGGGGUUUUUAACGUGCCACCAUUGUCGCCGUUAUCCCCGCACCCCUCGUUAGUCUUUCCCCAAGUAAUGGUUAUAUGAUGAUUAGUUAGUGUUUGCCAGUCUGAAGUGGCAAGUAAUGGGUGACGUGGAAUUUUUUUUUGGUUGUAUAUAUUGUUAAAUUGUUUUUAUAAUUAGGCAAUGAUUUUUGUUGGAUUCAAUUUCAAUUUACUUUAAUAAAUUUUUUUUCUACACUUUGGAUCUGUAAACAUAUAAAAUCAAUGCGUGAUGAAAUGUUAAAUUUUUAAUUUUAAUAAUAAAUUUGGUGCUCGGUUUUAAUCUUUGGUAAU
Durio zibethinus is the source of this 1353-nucleotide messenger RNA. Lineage: Eukaryota; Viridiplantae; Streptophyta; Magnoliopsida; Malvales; Malvaceae. The record is from RefSeq and is a predicted model, not a curated record.